AUGGUGUCGGUGCCGCCAUCGACAAUGCAAAGAUGGCUGCUGCAAGCCAAUGUCUGCCUCUCACUGCUGAUUCUUUUGCCGGGAAGCCAACAAGAUAGGUUCUCUUGGGCCCCAGCAAUGACUUUUGGGAUGUUGCUCUCUUGGGGCCUGACAGGCGCUUCACUCAUCUUUUUCCACAACAGGAGUAUUUUAGAGUAA
Messenger RNA from Trichoderma asperellum CBS 433.97, 198 nucleotides. RefSeq lists its product as uncharacterized. Lineage: Eukaryota; Fungi; Ascomycota; Sordariomycetes; Hypocreales; Hypocreaceae. The record is from RefSeq and is a predicted model, not a curated record.